AUGUGCCGAUUCCUGGUCUACCGGGGAAGUGAUGAGAUUCUUCUCUCCAAGCUUAUCCUUGACCCGACUCACUCCAUAUUGAAGCAAUCAUUCGAUUCUAGGCUCAGGUUGGACACUCGAAGAGGUCAGAACAACGCUGAUGGCUUUGGCAUCGGCUUCUAUACCGACUCCAAGUUGGGCCACGCCCCUUGUCUCUUUACAUCGACGAUUCCCGCAUGGAACUGCACCAACCUCCAGAGAAUCGCCUCCAAGACCGCAUCACAACUCAUAUUUGCCCAUGUUCGGGCCACGACCGAGGGGUCGCUGAGCGAAGAUAAUUGCCAUCCGUUUUGCCACGGCAGUUUGAUGUGGAUGCACAAUGGAGGCCUAGGAGGUUGGAAAUACAUUAAAAGGAGACUUGGAGAGAGGCUGGCCGACAAGUGGUACCUGGGUGUCCAAGGUGGGACAGACAGUGAAUGGGCGUUUGCCUUGUUCCUUGACACUCUUGAAAGGAUGGGGCUUGACCCUAGCUCACAACCUGCCAACGGCUUCGGCCCUACGGUGUUGAGGAAGACUAUGCUCAAGACCAUAGUCAUCAUCAACGAGCUGAUCGAUGGUAUUCCGGAGAGCACAAUUCAGUCGGAGAACGUCGACACUCGGAGCUUGCUCAAUUUCGCCGUUACGGACGGUAAAAGUGUGAUUUGCACACGCUAUAUCAGCAGCGCGACGGACGAGGCGGCGAGCCUGUACUACUCGUCCGGAACUGAAUGGGGAACGAGGACAUCGGCUGUCAGCGAUCGAAACUACCAAAUGGAACGUCAAGAUAAAGGUGCCGAUAUCGUUCUGGUCGCGAGCGAGCCACUGACUUUUGAAAGAGAAAAUUGGGUGAACGUCCCUACCAACUCAAUUCUAACAAUCCAUAAUCAAACCGUCAUGGUUCAUCCGAUUAUUGAUAAGUACUACGACCGAAGUCCAUAUCACGCCAGAUCCAGUGCCUUCGUUCAGACGAAGGGGUUGAUGGCGAAUGAGAAAAUCUCAUCGCUACUCAGCCCAGCGGCAACGGCGUUGCCUAGUCCUGAGACUUCGAAAAAGAACCUUGGUCCAACCAUCCCUUUCGGCGUCUCUCGUAACCACACGCCAGAGCCUGGCUUCACCGGUAAGGCGCGGUCACCCAGCCAGCUUCACGAGGUGUCAACGCCGGUAGAUUCGAGAUCGAUCUUGAGCAUUUCGAGCGCGCAAAUCAACACAUCACGGCCUACGGUGCAGGGAAACAUCAAGGUGAAACGGACUGCGCCAGAGCAAGUUUCUCCCCAUGUCGACAGUGACACUGAGUCACUGGUUCUUGAGGACCAAAAUCAGAACAGGACAGAAUUUGGACAUCCUAACAAGCUGUCAAGAUACUUCCCUGAAUUAACCAUGUCCUAG
Molecule: messenger RNA, 1404 nt
Organism: Colletotrichum graminicola M1.001
Lineage: Eukaryota; Fungi; Ascomycota; Sordariomycetes; Glomerellales; Glomerellaceae
Exons: 4
Coding region: 1-1404 (467 amino acids)
Source: RefSeq, a predicted model, not a curated record